AUGGCAACUCCACAGAUCCAGCGACUUCUAGUCGCCAACAGGGGCGAGAUUGCCGUGCGCAUCCUCCAAGCUGCCCGCGAGGUGUCGCCGUCUCUAGAGACAUUUGCCCUGUAUACAGGGGACGACCGGUCGCACUGCGACCUGGGCCGGCCUCACCACGCCCUGCGCGUCCCCUCGGCCGCCGCGUAUCUGGACAUCGCGCUGCUGGUUGAGCUCGCCCGACAGCACAAGAUCGACACAAUCCAUCCGGGGUAUGGAUUCUUGAGCGAAAGUGCCGAGUUCGCGAGCCGCAUGCAGGAGGCCGGCAUCACCGUGAUCGGUCCCGGCCCCGUAACGCUCGCACGCACAGGCGAUAAACUCCAAGCCAAGCAGCUCGCAAUGGAAUGCAACGUUCCUGUUCUGCCGGCAAUGGAGCGCCCCACGGCUGACGCUACUGAAAUCCGCGCCUUUGCGCGGCGUGUCGGGUAUCCCGUCAUGAUCAAGGCUGUCGAUGGCGGCGGCGGACGCGGGAUCCGGCUGGUUCGGCGGGACGAGGAGCUGGAAAACGCCGUGCGUGGAGCGAUGGGCGAGUCGCCCUCGCAGACAGUGUUUGUGGAAAAGGCCGCCGUGGACGGGUACCAUCACAUUGAGGUGCAAGUGGUGGGCGAUGGGACGGACGUGCGCCAUCUCUGGGAAAGAGAUUGUAGCGUCCAACGGCGGUUCCAGAAGGUCAUCGAGAUCGCGCCGUCGCUCAUGCAGAACCGUCCACUUAUCCAGCAGGUGGUUGAUGCCGCGUUGCGCAUGGCGAGGGCCAUCAACUAUCGCUCCCUGGGCACGGUCGAGUUCCUGGUACAUGAGCAGCAGAAGGAGUUCUACUUCUUGGAGAUCAACCCCCGUCUGCAGGUUGAGCACACCAUCACGGAGAACGUGACUGGCUUCGACCUUGUCCAGACGCAGCUCCGUCUUGCUCAGGGCCAGACGCUGGCUCAGGUUGGCCUGGGAACGAACCCUCCCACCCCCGUGGACACGCACUCAAUUCAACUCCGACUGUGCUCUGAGGACCCACGACGGAAUUUUUCGCUGAGCCUGGGGAAGGUCACCGAGUUCAGCGUGCCUGGCGGCCACGGUGUCCGCGUAGACACCCAUGUCGACAUGUCUGGUGCCGUUCCAGUCGUGGUGGGCGCGAACUUUGACAACCUGCUGGCCAAGAUCAUCGUCACCGCAUCUAGCUGGGAGGCGGUCGUCUUCAAGGCGCGCCGCGUGCUGGCCGAUACGAGGAUUGCAGGCGUCCAGACCAACCUGGAUCUGUUGCGCGGCAUCGUCGCACAAAUUGACUUCCUGAGCGGACGCAUCGACACCCAGUGGCUAGAGGCCCAUCUCCAGGUGUCGCUCGACCAGGGCGAGAAGAUUUCGCAGUCUGUUCGUCGCGACCGGUCGACGCAGCCGUCGCGCACGUCGGCCAUUCCCAGCAUGCCGGCGUCGAGCUUGUUGUUCCGCGGCGGCGACGCAUGGUCUAUCAAGCUGGAGCCUCUCGCAGGCUCGGAUCAAUCCCCCCAACAGCAUCAUUUCCAGCUGAAACGCGUGCUACAGAACGACUUCCCCUCCUCGCUGGUGGCGGAGAUCGAAUACACCACGCCCACGUCGGCCACGGCGUACAAGUUACACUUGGCCACUACGUCUACCGCGGCGAACGCCCUGGUCUCAUCAUCGCACCGUCGCGGCGAUCCCAACAACCCCCGUCACAUCGUACUCCCCCUCUCUGGAAAGCUGAUCGAAGUGCUAGUUGGACCUGGCGAGGUCGUGGCAGAGAACCAAGUGCUGGCGUUUGUCAAGCAGAUGAAGAUGGAGUUGGAAGUGCGCAGUCCACGCGCCGGACGCGCCGGCUGGGUGUAUGAGAUGGAGGACGAAGAAGAAGAUGUUGCAGAAGGCAUGCUCCUGGUGGAGCUGGAGGAGGACCUCCGGGGGAAGUUAUAA
Aspergillus terreus NIH2624 is the source of this 1953-nucleotide messenger RNA. RefSeq names its product putative pyruvate carboxylase. The record is from RefSeq and is a predicted model, not a curated record. Lineage: Eukaryota; Fungi; Ascomycota; Eurotiomycetes; Eurotiales; Aspergillaceae. The coding region runs from base 1 to 1953 and encodes 650 amino acids. The transcript is spliced from 2 exons. Gene Ontology annotation, molecular function: ATP binding; metal ion binding.